UAAACAAACACGGAAGAGCUUGAGCUGGGAUCAUGUCAAUGGCUGGGAUCACCAGAUUUACCGUAUGCCGUAUCACAAUUGUCGUAUAAGAUAUGUCUUUUCGUAAUAUUUCCAAAGAGGCAUUGGCUGGAUCCAUCACAUUGGGAGUUGUUUUAUUCGCCGGUUAUUUCUUUGGGAAAAAGAAAUCUUCCAAAAUGAGCAUCUUUAAAAGUCACACCGAGGGAAAAGACAACCCACUGCUGCAGUACGUCCUCAAUAACUCCUUGAGGGAGCAUCCGGCCCUGAAAAACCUCAGACUUAGGACAAUGGAACACUCCUUGAACUUCAUAAUGGUCGCCUGUGAGCAGUCGCAGUUCAUGGCCAAUCUGGCAAAACUAAUCAAAACCAAGAAAGCAUUAGAGAUUGGAGUAUACACAGGCUACAACACACUGAGCAUUGCACUGACUUUGCCUGACGAUGGAGUUAUAGUCGCAUGUGAUAUCACUGAAGAAUACGCCAACAUUGGUAAACCCUUCUGGAAAGAGGCUGGAGUUGAGCAAAAAAUUGAUUUACGCAUUCAGCCAGCACUGAAAACUCUAGAUGAUCUCUUGUCAGAUGACCAGGCUGAAACAUUUGACUUUGUCUUCAUUGAUGCAGACAAAGUUAACUAUGACAACUACUUCGAAAAGUCUCUGAAACUGUUGAGGAAAGGGGGCAUCAUUGCUAUCGACAACGUGCUGUGGAGUGGAAAAGUAGUGAAUCCUUCCCCUGGCGACACAGACACUCUGGCCAUCGACAAGCUCAACAAAAAGUUGCACCGAGAUGCUCGAAUCAGCCUGAGUAUGCUCACAGUGGGAGAUGGGCUUACAAUAGCUAUCAAAUUAUAGGGCCGAUGUCCAAUAAGUGCAAUGGUUCAUAGGCUUUGGAAGGUAACUCUGGGGAAACUGUCCUUUUAAAGUUUUAAAAGUGAACUAUUAUAUUGGAUAUGCCAUGGUAGCUGAAUGUGUUACUAUCUGGGCUCAUGUUACUUGUCACUGUAUUGUUAAGUAAUUCCAAUGGCAGUUGUUUAACUUCACAAUCAGUAACUUAGUUCAUUUUACAGUAAAAAGACAAAGUGCAGCGUUGGAAUAAAAUAAAGAAAUUUGAUUCAAAAACAAA
Perca fluviatilis (European perch) is the source of this 1137-nucleotide messenger RNA. RefSeq names its product catechol O-methyltransferase domain-containing protein 1-like. Gene Ontology annotation, molecular function: S-adenosylmethionine-dependent methyltransferase activity; O-methyltransferase activity. Lineage: Eukaryota; Metazoa; Chordata; Actinopteri; Perciformes; Percidae. The transcript has 7 exons. The coding region runs from base 93 to 866 and encodes 257 amino acids. The record is from RefSeq and is a predicted model, not a curated record.